AUGGAGAGGGGGGUCGGAGCCCAGCUGUUCCUCCUGCUGUGGGCCACCUGCUGCGGACACGCACAAGCCAACCGCCCGAGCGACUAUGGUUCGGUCAUCAACGUGACCAAUGGGGGUCCUUGGGGCGACUGGGCCUGGCCCGAGAUGUGUCCUGAUGGAUUCUUUGCCAGCGGGUUCUCGCUCAAGGAGGAGCCCCCCCAAGGCAUUCCUGGCGACGACACUGCUUUGAACGGGAUCCGACUGCACUGCUUACGCGGGAACGUGGAGCACAAUACGCACGUGGUGGAGUCCGAGUCUGGAAGGUGGGGCGCGUGGAGUGAGCCCCUGUGGUGUCCCGGCGGUGGCUUCCUCGUGGCUUUCUCGCUGCGCGUGGAGGCACCCCAGACCUACCGGGACAACACAGCAGCCAACAACGUUCGCUUCCGCUGCUCAGACGGCACGGAGCUGGAGGGGCCCGGCCUGGCCUGGGGCGACUUUGGAGAAUGGAGUAAGCCCUGCCCCAAAGGCAUGUGUGGUUUGCAGACCAAGGUGGAGCGGCCGAGGGGCCUCUGGGAUGACACUGCCCUGAACGAUGUGCGCUUUUUCUGCUGCCGCAGUUAACGAGGGCGCCCGCCCCGGGGCCAAUCCCACCGCUCGCUAUUAAAGCUUCUCUGU
This is a messenger RNA of Neomonachus schauinslandi (Hawaiian monk seal), 654 nucleotides long. It is a transcript of the gene VMO1, whose product is annotated as vitelline membrane outer layer 1 homolog. The record is from RefSeq and is a predicted model, not a curated record. The coding region runs from base 1 to 600 and encodes 199 amino acids. Lineage: Eukaryota; Metazoa; Chordata; Mammalia; Carnivora; Phocidae. The transcript has 3 exons.